Messenger RNA from Leptosomus discolor (cuckoo roller), 597 nucleotides. RefSeq names its product ARF like GTPase 11 (gene ARL11). The record is from RefSeq and is a predicted model, not a curated record. Lineage: Eukaryota; Metazoa; Chordata; Aves; Leptosomiformes; Leptosomidae. Gene Ontology annotation, molecular function: GTPase activity; GTP binding.
AUGGGGAAGCUGAUCUCCAAAGGCUGGCGCAAAAGAGAUGCUCGUGUCGUCAUGCUGGGGCUCGACUUUGCUGGCAAAUCCACCCUUCUGUACAAACUGAAGAGCGGCCAGGCUGUGGAGACCUGCCCGACGGUGGGCUUCAACGUGGAGUCGCUGCAAACACCCUGUCACGUGUCCUUCACCCUCUGGGACGUUGGCGGACAAGGCAGCCUGCGGGCAAGCUGGCCCCACUACCUGGAGGACACCAACACCCUCAUCUUUGUGCUCGACAGCACAGACAUGGCCCGGCUGCCUGAAGCAGCAGCGGCGCUGGAGGAAACACUGAGCCACCCCAGCAUGGCUGGUGUCCCCGUCCUCCUCCUGGCCAACAAACAGGAGGUGCCGGGAGCACUGGCUCCCAAAGAGAGGCUGCGGUGGGGGCAGCUGGCGGGGCGCCGAUGGGUGCUCCGGGGGUGCAGCGCCCACACCGGCCAGGGCCUGCAGGAAGCCCUGGCCGUCCUGGGAGAGCUGCUGCGAGGUCUGGAGCAGAGCCCUCCAUCCCAAGAGCAGCCCCUCACAGGGCUGACGGCGAGGAGGCAAGCUCCAGAGCAGCCCUGA